This is a messenger RNA of Humulus lupulus (European hop), 555 nucleotides long. RefSeq lists its product as uncharacterized. NCBI's taxonomy places the organism in Eukaryota, Viridiplantae, Streptophyta, Magnoliopsida, Rosales, Cannabaceae. Bases 1 to 555 code for a protein of 184 amino acids. The record is from RefSeq and is a predicted model, not a curated record. The transcript has a single exon.
AUGGGGACUUUGGUUACUCAACUCAAAGAAUCCGACGCCAAGAAUGCUGAGGAGGUCAAGGUACUCGAGGGGAAAAAUGUAGAGCUGCUCGAUCAGAACAAUAAGAUAGUCGAAGAACUGAAGACAUUCCAAAUUGCCCUGACCAAAGCCAUUGUGGAUAAGGAGAAGUUCAAGGAGUCUUAUAAGCUUAACUUCCAGGAGGCCAAGAAGCUUGAGGAGGAGCUGAUCACUAGCAGGAAGGAAAACGAAGGGCUGGAGGGGCGCAUUAAAGAGCUUGAGGAGGCCAACGCCAGCAACUUGGAGAGGUAUAAGGGAACCACCUCUAAUUGCUUCUAUGCAUUUUGGAAACACAACUGCGAGGCCAACUUCAACUAUCUUUUCGGGCGCAUGAGGCAAACUAAAAUAGCCCGGUGCCUUGCUCGUCUGGUGGAAGAGGAGAGAGCAAAAAUCCCAGCCUCCCCCAGGUCUCCUUGGCCACGGACAUUGAAGGCACGGAAGUGGAAGCUGGGGCCUCUGUCAACCAGCCAACUCCUCAGGACCCUAAUUGCUUCAUAG